CUUUAUGAAGCGGACGACUUGCUGGAUGUAAUCUCCACUGAAGCUUUACGACGGGAAGUGAUGACACGGAAUAAGAAAGCAAAAGAGUGAUUUUACCAAACUGGUCAGCCUAAGGCUUCUUGAGAUCAAUACUACUUUUUCUUUGACUAACAUUCCACGCGAAUUGAAGCAAAUGACUGGUAUUCAAGAUUUGUCAUUAAUUUGUAUAAGAAUGAAUAGCGGUUCACGCUUUAAGCGUAACAGUGGAUUGAAGGAACUUCAUGAACUAAGAGCGUUGAAACAGAUACCAUCGUUCACAGCUCUUGUAAAUUUUCGGUUAGAAGACUAUAACAAAUGCCAACAUCUGCCACCGUUGGGGCAAUUUCCUCAUCUCAAGGGUCUCUAUCUCAUCAAAUUGGAUUCUCUAGAGUACAUGUCAGAGAUAGAUUGCAGUAAGGAGCUCUCUAAUUCUUCAUUCAUCCCAUCUCUAAAAAGAAUCGAACUCUCUUGUUGCCCUAAUCUAAAGGGAUGGUGGCGACAGACAAGGGAUUCUUUGGAGGAAGACGAUGAUAACAGUCAUUUGUUGCCCAUUUUUCCUGGUCUUUCUGACUUAGAAAUUGAGAAUUGCCCUAAGCUUACUUCCAUUCCUCUGUUUCCAAACGUCAAAAGGCUGACAUUGGAUAUGUGUAGCUUGAAGCCAUUGAAGCAGACAUCAACACUCCAGAUUGAGAUUGCCAACUCCUCCUUUGCCCCUCUCUCCAAAUUAGAAUAUCUGGAAAUUGGGACCCUAAAGGAGCCUUUACCCAACCUGUCCAACCUCGUUUCUCUCUGUUGUCGUGGUCCUCCUCCUCAAGGUAUGCAACAUUUCACUACGCUUGAGAAAAUGACAAUUGCGUAUUCUAUGGAGGUUGAUUUAUCAAAUUUUUGGGACGCCGUAGAAUGGCAAGGCCUUAAGAGCCUUGAAAUUACGAGUUGCCCCAAUUUAAUUUCGUUGCCUGAAGGGAUGGGAGGCCUUACCUCUUUGCAUAGACUACAUAUUUGGUGUUGCCCCAAACUAAAAUCACUGCCUGAAUGGAUACAAGGCCUUACCUCUUUGAAUACGCUAGAAAUUGGUGCCUGUCCCAUCUUACUGGAAAGAUGCAACAGAGAAACAGGCGAAGAUUGGCCAAAAAUUGCUCAUAUACCAAACUUACUUGAAGUUUGGUAUCUGAGGAGGGGAUAUAAGUCAGCAACAAACCAACUGAGAUGAAGAACCAAAUGAACCACAGAAGACUCGCUCAUAAUAAUUGCAACUUAAUCAAACCAAUUGGGCUGUUCAAAAAUUCAUCAACUAACCAUAGAUAUCAGCAACAUGACUGGAUGUAUUGUUUUGAUGUGUACUUCAGGAUUUGAUCAACCAUUGAGACAGAGUAAAAUUGGGCACAAACCACAGAGUGAUAUCGGGGUAAUAUUGUGGGAAGAAUUAAAUUUGGCAGUCAUUCUGCAGGAA
This is a messenger RNA of Quercus lobata, 1468 nucleotides long. Its product is annotated as putative disease resistance protein RGA4. NCBI's taxonomy places the organism in Eukaryota, Viridiplantae, Streptophyta, Magnoliopsida, Fagales, Fagaceae. The record is from RefSeq and is a predicted model, not a curated record. The transcript is spliced from 5 exons. The coding region runs from base 173 to 1228 and encodes 351 amino acids.